This is a messenger RNA of Colletotrichum graminicola M1.001, 1119 nucleotides long. Its product is annotated as SPFH domain/Band 7 family protein. Bases 1 to 1119 code for a protein of 372 amino acids. The transcript is spliced from 3 exons. The record is from RefSeq and is a predicted model, not a curated record. Lineage: Eukaryota; Fungi; Ascomycota; Sordariomycetes; Glomerellales; Glomerellaceae. Gene Ontology annotation, cellular component: plasma membrane.
AUGAGCGCCAUUAAUGCUCCGCACCGGGAGGGUUCCUCCACCGGCAAGGGCAGAGCCCCCGACUACGAUGAGAACGACCACCGCACCGAGACCACGACUAACGGUGGUAGUCUCGGCCAGGGCGGCUUCAAGCCCCACGGAGAGAUGACGGUCAAGCCCCCCACCAAGGAGGACCUCCAGCGUAGCUACGCCAAAGUCGUCGAAGAAGAUGCUAACCCCAAGGGCUGGUACGGAACCAUGAUCAAUGCUUUCGGCGCCUGCAUUGGUACCAUGGGAGCCAUUCCCUGCUGCGUCGUCUGCCCGAACCCCUACAAGAACGUGAACCAGGGUAACGUCGGCCUUGUCACCAAGUUCGGCAAGUUCUACAAGGCCGUCGAUCCCGGCCUGGUCAAGGUCAACCCUCUCAGCGAGAAGCUCAUCCAGGUCGACGUCAAGAUCCAGAUGGCCGAGGUUCCCCAGCAGACCUGCAUGACCAAGGACAACGUCACCCUUCACCUCACCUCGGUCAUCUACUACCACAUCGUCGCUCCCCACCGCGCCGCCUUCGGAAUCUCCAACGUGCGCCAGGCCCUCAUGGAGCGCACUCAGACCACCCUUCGCCACGUCGUCGGUGCUCGCAUCCUUCAGGAUGUCAUCGAGCGCAGGGAGGAGAUCGCCCAGUCCAUCGGCGAGAUCAUCGAGGACGUUGCCGCUGGAUGGGGUGUCCAGGUCGAGAGCAUGCUCAUCAAGGACAUCAUCUUCAGCCAGGAGUUGCAGGAGUCGCUCUCCAUGGCCGCCCAGAGCAAGCGUAUUGGUGAGAGCAAGAUCAUUGCUGCAAAGGCUGAGGUCGAAUCCGCCAAGCUCAUGCGCCAGGCUGCCGACAUCUUGUCGUCUGCCCCGGCCAUGCAAAUCCGCUACCUUGAGGCGAUGCAGGCCAUGGCCAAGUCGUCCAACAGCAAGGUCAUCUUCCUGCCGGGCCCCGGCCAGACCAUGCCCAACAUCCAGCAGUCGCUCAGCACCAACCAGUCGGGCGAGUCGUCGACCGGCGCCAACAAUGGCGCUGCGGACUUCAAUGACUUUGGAGGUCAGAAUUCCGGUUUCCAACAAGCCAUCAACUCUCGCAUCAUCGAGAACAUUUGA